Alternaria conjuncta is the source of this 627-nucleotide messenger RNA. RefSeq lists its product as uncharacterized. The record is from RefSeq and is a predicted model, not a curated record. The coding region runs from base 1 to 627 and encodes 208 amino acids. Lineage: Eukaryota; Fungi; Ascomycota; Dothideomycetes; Pleosporales; Pleosporaceae. The transcript has 3 exons.
AUGAUUUUUGGCUGUGGACCCGCGUCCCGCUAUCAGUACAUUGCUCGUUGGCUUAUGGAAGCAAUCGCGUUGGCGAAGUUUGGUAUGCCCUUACGUGCAUUCAAAUUGACGUUCAUCGGCGGCACGAACCCAGCGCGCGCUACCCAAGUCCUCAAUGUUGCCCUGAAAGACGCAGCUUGGCAAGCUGCGCUUGAGAGACGCACAUCGACCAAUCCUGGUGGUCUACUCCACCCAGCUAUCAUCCGAACAAGUCCGACGUUCAUCAUGGCUGGAUUCCCUCGGGCCAUGCAGGAUGUAGCCAAUGGAACCUCGAUGGUCAGGUGCAAUUUUCCUAUCGGAAGUCUGCCUGACGAGAACGAAGUGCCAGAAGAGCAUUUCCAUUGGGCACUAGAUGAUUGGGGGAGUGAAUGGAACGCUAGUCGUACCGAGAUCAACACCUCCGAUCAGUGGCCGUCAUAUCAGGCGGUCAUUGAUCUGACAUUCGUACCAAACGCGCAGGUAUCGCAAGCAACGAACGAUCCCAUUGUCAUCGACGUGCCGGGCUAUCCAAACGACCAUACACCGAUAGAAGUUUCGUUGGCUUACCCGGAGCAUGCCGAUAUUGAGUACGACGACGAUGUUGAGUAA